Pseudomyrmex gracilis is the source of this 1447-nucleotide messenger RNA. RefSeq lists its product as uncharacterized. The record is from RefSeq and is a predicted model, not a curated record. The coding region runs from base 1112 to 1417 and encodes 101 amino acids. The transcript has 2 exons. Lineage: Eukaryota; Metazoa; Arthropoda; Insecta; Hymenoptera; Formicidae.
CGUCGCGUCGUUGUCUCGUCGUCGUUCGUAUUGUUAUCGUCGGUGUGUCGUGGUUUCGUGGUGCUCACUCGUUUUACCCUUUGUACGCGCCGAGAGUAUCGCGAGGGAGAGAAGAGAAACACGCGUUUUGCCGCGCUCACCGGCGUGUGUUGUUCACCGCCCCGCUCCGCUUCUCGCUCAUCGAAAGCUCUCGAAGACACCGUGCGCGCGUGUGUGAACGGACAAGUUUCGGGAAAGUUUCGACUUGCGCGGAAAAUUGAGAAAAGUCGAGCGACAAAAAGUGCGCGAGUGUGCGAUUCGGUCGACGACUCUCCGUCUGCCUCGGCCUGUGCCGCAGACCGGUCGCAGCCGCAUCACGUAGCCGUUCACCGUUGUGCGGUUAACGAGAUUUUCUCUCCUUUCUAAUAUCUUUAAGAUCAUUAUUAGAGAAGAGAGAGAAAGAACGGAAGGAUCAUCGAGGAAAUUUCAUCAAGCGGGAGACUGACCCCCGACUCCUCGCCGUCUUAGAUUUACGAUCGACGUGGCCUCCGUGUGGAAUCUAAUAUUUCGCCGCAUCAGCAAAUCGCGAAGUGCAAUAGCAUUUACGAGACGCACAGAUAAUUCACAAGAGAGAAACAAUAUGGACGAUGUUCAAUAGAUGAAUUUGUAUUACAUAUAAAUCGAGAACUGUUUUAUCUGAGUGUGCAUAUCAAAAUACGAUAUCAGCACAGUUUCCAGCAUCGACGGUGAAAAGCACUCACGUGUAAUGAUUGAAUACGACGUUGAGAAGAAAAAUAUCGACAGAAAAAACUUAUUCUCUCCGCAUCUUCUUCGUAUCAAACCACGUGAAAAGAACAGUUCUGUUUUUUUUUUUUGAGGAACACGCGAAGUUGAUCGCAAGAUAAAAGAAGCAUACAUCUUCUACACUUCGGCGCCCCAGAUGGGGCUUUCGGUUCGCCUUGCGAAAUCCGGAGAAACCGAAAGAGUGUCGCUCUAGUGAACUCGUCAUCGAGAAUAUUAUUCAGUCGAACGAACGACAAGAUAAGAACUUCGAGUCCAGCGGGAGAAAAAAAAGAGAGAGAAGAGAGAAAGAUUGAGAGAUCUAGAGAUCUCUCGGCGCGUUUCUGUGAAGAUGGACGCCCUGGAGCUGCAAGCUGCCUUGGUAAAGCUUGAUCCGGCCACCACGGUCACGCCGAUCGGUACGACUGUGAAGUUGGUGCCUCAUCACCGGGUCGCCUUCACCGUGAACAUUGACGACGAGAGCGACAUAAAUCUAGAAGAUUCGACUCGAGACGACGAGAAGUCGUUGGCCGAGACCGCGUCGAGGAAAACGCCGGGCAACUGCGCCGGAGGCCUGACGGCGAACCAUCAGAAUCAUCAUCAGAGCGGCGGUCAGCAGAUAAGCGUCUCCAAGUGCGGCAUCAUUGAAGUUAGGUGACGCCAACCGCCCUGCCACGGCGUCAAUAUG